GUGCCGGUGUGGGCCAGAAAGUGUGCCCGGUCUCAGCCCCUCGCUGCGGGGAGGAAUGAAUGGGCGCCCCGAGCUCCGCCGCAAGGUGGGGGCGCGCCGGCCCUAGAGGGGACUGAGCGAGUGAGCGGCCGGGUCGGGCCGCCUUCCUGCAGCAUGGAGGACGACGCGCCGGUCAUCUACGGGCUGGAGUUCCAGGCCCGGGCAUUAACACCUCAAACUGCAGAGACAGACGCCAUUCGGUUUUUGGUCGGGACGCAGUCUCUUAAAUAUGAUAAUCAGAUCCACAUCAUAGAUUUUGACGAUGAAAAUAAUAUUAUAAAUAAAAACGUCCUCCUCCACCAAGUGGGCGAAAUCUGGCACAUCAGUGCCAGCCCCGCAGACAAAGGAGUGCUGGCGACCUGCUACAGCAAAACUUCUGACAGCAAAGUCCAGACAUGUGCGGCCGUGUGGAGGAUGCCAAAGGAACUGGAAUCAGGCGGCCACGAGUCCCCAGACGACUCUGCAAGCCCCGCACAGACGCUGGAGCUGCUGUGUCACCUGGACGACGCGGCCCAUGGCAACGUGGCCUGUGUGACCUGGGAGCCCAUGGGGGAUGGGAAGAAGGUCAUCUCCUUGGCUGACAACCACAUCCUGCUGUGGGACCUGCAGGAGAGCUCCAGCCAGGCUGUGCUGGCGAGCUCGGCGUCCCUGGAAGGGAAGGGACAACUGAGGUUCACCUCGGGGCGGUGGAGCCCACACCACAACUGCACCCAGGUGGCCACGGCCAGCGACACCACCGUCCGCGGCUGGGACACACGGAGCAUGAGCCAGAUAUACUGCAUAGAGAAUGCCCACGGACAGCUGGUGCGCGACCUGGACUUCAACCCCAACAAGCAGUACUACUUGGCGAGCUGUGGAGACGACUGCAAGGUCAAGUUCUGGGACACCCGGAACGUCACGGAGCCCGUGAAGACACUGGAGGAGCACUCCCACUGGGUGUGGAACGUCCGCUACAACCACUCCCAUGACCAGCUGGUCCUCAGCGGCAGCAGCGACAGCAGAGUCAUCCUGUCCAACAUGGUGUCCAUCUCCUCGGAGCCCUUCGGCCACCUGGUGGAUGACGAUGACACCAGUGACCAGGAGGACCACCACCUGGAAGAGAAGAGCAAGGAGCCCCUGCAGGACAACGUCAUCGCCACCUACGAGGAGCACGAAGACAGCGUGUACGCUGUGGACUGGUCCUCGGCCGACCCGUGGCUGUUCGCCUCCCUGAGCUACGAUGGGAGGCUGGUCAUCAACAGGGUCCCCAGGGCUCUGAAGUACCACAUACUGCUCUAGCUGCUGGCAGCAGCCCUCGGCCGGCCUCCUGGCCGCCCUUGCUGGUGUGCUGCUCCCUGGAGGCUGUCUGUUUUCCAGACAAACCCCGAUCUGGACAGCCAGCACCUCCUCCCUCUCGUCUGGGCCAUAGAAGGCGCUGUGGAGCCUCCGCCACAGCUCAGCUGACGCCCGCACGGCCCCUUGUUGCCGCCUGGCCACCACUCGACUCCGGUGUUCUGUUCAAAGGGUGUAGGGAGUUUCUCUUUUACAAAGAAAAUCCUGUCCCCGUAACAUGAAUGCAUCCUUGUCUUGAGAUUAAAAAGGGAAUAAAGCCAGUGAGGCCAUGCUGCAGGCCCUGGCACCCUCAGAUGCCACACCACCAGGAGCUUUGAUGUGUCUGUCCUGAAAAGACGCAGGUGGACAAGGUGCCCGGCACAGCACCGCCCCGGCACGGAGCUCCAGGGCUCUGCCGCCUAAUGGCUAAGGGUGUGGGUACCCCAGGCACCAGGGCCCCCCCCCCCCACACCCUCUGGGAUUCAGUGAUUCUGUGUCUGACUCCCUCUGCCUGGGAGCUCUCUGUACUUUUCUUAUAACCCGGCAGUCUGCUCUGUGAGCAAAGCCCUUUCCCCAGCUUCCGGCCCCUCCUCGUCCUCUGAGUGGCUUCUGUGGCAGAGCCAGAGAUUGGAACUGGGAUGUAGUGGGGCUAUGCGGUUUUCCCCAUCCGGCUUCAGGCAUUUGUGUCCUAUCUAAAGUCUGCUCUGUGUCUUCUUGUGAACAUCUUGUAGUCUCACAC
Molecule: messenger RNA, 2089 nt
Organism: Lepus europaeus (European hare)
Lineage: Eukaryota; Metazoa; Chordata; Mammalia; Lagomorpha; Leporidae
Gene: EIPR1
Product: EARP complex and GARP complex interacting protein 1
Exons: 9
Coding region: 154-1317 (387 amino acids)
Biological process (GO): protein ubiquitination
Molecular function (GO): protein binding
Source: RefSeq, a predicted model, not a curated record